AAUCGACCAUUUGAUUUUAAAUUGAUUUCAUUGGUUGAGCCUCACCCCGUGAUAUACAUGAGACAGAUACCUGGAAUGUCCUCCUUUGAGAUAAUGAAGACGAAAAACAAAGUCUGGCAAGAAAUUGCCAAUGAAAUGGGUUGUCAAGUUCAAUUUUGUUUAAGUCGAUGGAACAAUUUAAGAGGACAAUUUCAAAAAGAGCUUAAACAUUGUAAUGAGCUUUGCCCCAAAAGUGGUGUGAUUCGUGGUUCUACCUGGCCAUACUUGGAUAGAAUGCGGUUUCUGGAAUGCACCGUACAAGCCUACAAACCAAAGAAGGAAAGAGAAAGAAAACGCAAACCAAAGGAAAUUCCCGACUUGUUGCAAGAAACCAACAAUUUCUGGGAAUCCGAUGACUCCAAUUCGAAAAUGACUGAUGACAAUGAAGACAAUGAAGAAAACGAUAUGGGAAGCGACUUCCAUAUCGAACUGCAAACAACUGAGCACGAGGAAACCCAUCAAUUGGAAGAACAAUUUUCUGAUUCUUUUUCGAUAAUUGAAGAAAUUGCCGAGGAGAUUGUGGGCACAGAGGAUACCAUUGUCGAAGAUACUACAGAUACUAUUAGACGAAUUGAAGCGCUUUACAUGGGAUUUGAUGGUGAACCAAGAGAACGCAUUGAAAGAAGGAUUCUAGCAUUUCUAUGUAAAUGCCAAUUAAGAGCUUUAAACAAUCAAGGCAUAGAAGAUUUAUAUAUUUAGGAAGCAUUAGUAUUUAUAACGUAUUGAAUUAAUUUCUAAAAAGCACCUCAUCAUCAUAUACCUCGAGCCGUAAAACAAAAAUACGCAUGGUAUCAGAAUAACAACAACAGCAAGAGUUGUUUUACAACAAUUUAAAACAUCAAACAUAUGAAAAUUUAUUGGUAGAAAGUAAAAAAAAAACGUCGCCUGUGAAAUCAAAUCUUAAUGUAAAUAAAGGAAAACUACGCAUUCAAAAGCGCAUUUCCAAUAAAUAUCAUUAUCGUACUAGGCUUGCUUCCAAUGACUACAACAAUGUAAAAUAUAUUCCCUUAAUUAAGAAAUACAUUUUAUUUAGAUAAUUCAUUUUUUCACCAAUUUCAAUUUUACUACAUUUCAUUGACGAUUCAUAUUUACUAGAAAUAAUUCAUAAUACGAGUUGUCAAUGUCAUACAUUGUUCCAGAAUCUGCAUGCAUUUAAAAAUGUUACUUCGAUAACCGAUUUCUCUUUUAUGAUAAUUGUUACUGGAACAAAAAAGAAAAGCAUGGACAAAUCAAUGAGGUAACGUCUCUCAAUCGUAUGUUUACAUUUUUUUAAUUAUACUAUUGACAUCUCAUUGUUAAAAUACGUAUAUGUUCAAAUCAGAGAUGGGAUCCUGUCAAGGUAACAAAUAUAUGGCUGUUGUUGAAUUGUAAUAGUUGUAGUUUAGGUUAAACUUUUUCACAAUUCUACCCAUGUAAGAAUAAUAAGACGUUGUUAAAAAUAUAGUUUUGAAAAAAAAAAAAAAUGUUGACAUAUGAUUGUCUGACGUUACCUUCUUAAUAUUACCAUAAAAGUACGACUAUAUUGAACGAAUUGUCGCCCUUUCUUUACCGCGAAAAAAACGUUUUUUUAUGUUUUUUCAUCCAGAUGGCAUUUAAGAGAAGUUCCAUGUGUAACAAAAUGUAUAUGUCUAAUGUACAACAAAAAAUGAAAAUAAUGGCCUGUUUCUCUAAGCCAAUCGAAAAGCUUCAUUCGUUUCCUGUUCUGCAAGUGUCUGUUUCUGUUUUCUACCCAAAAUGGUGACUAAAAUCGUCAACUCAAAAAUAAAACAUAAGCGAUUUUUAAUAUAAUAGGUAUCAGUAAAUGCGUUCAUUCGAAAUCGAAUAUUUAAUUCAAUCACAUAUAUAAACAUGCUUGUAGUUUGUUUUAUAGUUUUCAAUUUUACUUGUUUAAUAACUCGUAUUUUACUUUAAUUUUUUAAAAUUAGCGAAUAGUACAAUUCAGAAAACAACUUAAA
Molecule: messenger RNA, 1994 nt
Organism: Musca domestica (house fly)
Lineage: Eukaryota; Metazoa; Arthropoda; Insecta; Diptera; Muscidae
Biological process (GO): regulation of transcription by RNA polymerase II
Cellular component (GO): nucleus; transcription regulator complex
Source: RefSeq, a predicted model, not a curated record